UGUCGAUGUCAGGCACCGGCCGGAGUUAAAAUAUAACCGAAAUCGAGUCAAUGUUUUUUAGUUAUUUACUUAAAAUUAAUAAAAGAUGAGUCGAUACUUUACAAACAGUUGUUAAAUUUAGCUUACGAGAUCAGCAUCCAUCAUGCUUUUACUGUUGUGGGCGUUGAAUACAAUAUAUAUCUAGUGCUGUGUUUUUUGGAAUUGUUAAUAUGGCUCGGUGGAAAUUAAUAAGACAAAAUUACGAUCCUAUAGAGGAGCUGGAGUUUUCAGAAGGAGAUGAAGUUAAAUUCGGCAGGGGUUUGACCAAUACUGUAACCAUCUCAAGUAUUGUGGUGUCUAGAAAUCACUGUAUCAUUAAAUUUAAGAGUGAUAGAGCCAUUAUCACUGACUUAAAAAGCUCUAAUGGAGUAUAUAUUGGAUUGAAGAAACUCAGUCCAGACACUCCUUUUGACUUGUUUGAUUUGGACAUCAUUGGAUUUGGCUGGACUCCGGGAGCACCAUUAGCAGUAAUUCCCGACAGCGAAAAACAUGUGUACAAACUUGUUAAAGUUAAGUUACAUACACCUAUAUAUAACAGAAUACAAUUCCAAAAUGAUCAGGAUUUUGAAGAUGAUGUAGAGGGCUCCGUUAAGAAAUUACACAAUACAAAACUUGAUGGUAAAGCCAAUUCCAGUGGUACAUCUAAAUGGGGUUUAAAAAGGAAAUUAAAGCCAAAAAACAAACAAGCAGUCCAAAGAAUCAACAAUGUACUUAACAUUGAAAAUGAUUGCAUAAGUAUAUCAGAUAGUGAUUUAGAAAUAUGCACAAAUGAUGAAAUCACAAUUAAAAAGACAAAAUUUGAGCCACUUUCUGAAAAUAAAGUAUAUGAAGACCAUGUUAGUGCAGAAAAUGAUGAAAUACAGUUUGAAGCUUAUAAUGUUAAACAAGAAUAUUUAGGUUAUGAUGAUGAACCUAUUCAGAUAAGUAGUGAUGAUGACAGUGAGUCGGAACAAUGGUUCUUGCGUUUGUCACAAAGUUCACCUGGGAAGCCAUUUAUAAAAAUUUCACAAAAUAAAGAUACAAAGCUGACUGAUAAUUCAUACAGUCAAAUGGAGGAUUUUGUGAUUUUAGAUUCAAACAAAGAAAAUUAUGAAUUGGAUGAAGAAAUUGAUGAUGAUGGUGAAUCACAUCUUCCUUCUGAAGAAGAAAUUGAAAAAUUUAAUUACUGUAAAGAAACACUUACAGCUAAAGUUACAGAAAAAUGUAACCUAGAAAACAAUGAAGCUACAAGCAAUGACGUAAAGUUUGAAUCAAAAACAAAUGAUGUUUCUAAUUCAGAAGUUAUUAGAGAAAAUGAAGAUCAAAUCGAUGGAAGUGAUUUAAACACUCACAACAGCAAUCAGUCAUCAUCCUGCAAAUCUCCUCAGAGUCAUCAUGAGAUAGUACAGAAAAUUAAACUAAUUGAACCAACUCACAGGAUUGCACAUGCAGCAGCGGUAUCAAAAAAAGAAUGUGUUAAUCAAAAAAGUAAAACUAUUACGCAUAGCAGAUCACGAAAGCAGGAUUCUAAGAAAAAACACCAAGUAAAGAAACAGAUAACUGACGCACAAAAAGAAGAGAGGAAGCAAAAACUUAAAGAAAUCGCUUUAAAAGAAAAGGGAGAAGUCAAAACAACAACAGCCUCAUCAAUUAAUACUGCAACAGUAGGUUUGGCUGUUGCUAAAGUAACAACUUGUAACAGAGGUUUAUUUUUAACUGACAAUAUUGAAUCAACUAUUGAAACAACAAAGAAAACAAAUAAAAUUAAAGAAACUGAUAAAUCAACUCAUAAAAGUACGGAAUCAAAGAAAGAAAAUCAACCUACAAAAGAAGAAAAACAUUCAAAGAAACAAGAACAUUCUAAGAUAAAAAAUAAGGAUGAAAACAAAAAUGUUAAAUCAAGAGAACCUGAACAAUCCAAGAUUAAAGACAAAGAUGACACAAAAUCGAGUCAUGUUUCAAAUAAGUUAUGCGGUUCUGAUAAACCCAUAUCUGUUAAAUAUGUAGAACCAUUAAAGGAAAGUGAGAAUUCAAUAACUGGUAAACCAGUUUCAAAAGUACUACCAUUGCCUGCUAAUACAAUAAAUAAAAAAAUUAAGAAAAAAGUGAGCUUUAGUACCGAAGAGCCAAAAGUACGCGAGUAUGUUAUUGAUCCAGGCAAUAAACUGAAGAGGACCAGUUUAAUGAAAUCAACACUUUUGGAUGUACAACAUAUGCCAGUUUUUUCAUUGGAAAAGCAAACACUAAUGAAGAUUUUACGUUGGAAUGGAAACUGGUUGGAGGAACAGCUUCACAGGAAUGAACCUCCUCCCAUCUUAGAUCAUAAUCAACCUCCGGUUAUGCUACAUUCAUUUAGAAGCCAUAACCAGUAUAAACAAUUAAUUGGUGGCCUACUUCUUAUGGAGAUAUGGGAAUGUCUUACACAAGGUUAUAAGAAAUUACAGAACGAAAAAACUGAAUUACAAAUGCAAAUAGAAUCAGUACCUUCGCAAGAAAGGUUGCAUGAAAUGUACAAUAUGGUUCUUAACUUUUCACUACCAACAAAGGCAGUAAGAUUAGUUCCGAGAGUUGGAGAUGUUAUAAUGAUUUCUUUCGGAGUAGAUACUGCAAAAUGCAAUAGAUUUCUUUAUGUUAAUAAUGUACGGAGCCUGCCUUCACCUCCAAAUAAUGUAAACUCUUUCUUUGCAAUUUCUUUGUGUGGCAUGUAUUCGGAAAAGAUGGGCCAAUUACGAGUUGGCCAAACACUAUUUGGCAAAAAUCUCGCUUAUAUAAAGAAGGAAUUAAUGCUGUUUGAAGCUAUGGAUUAUUUAGAAGGAUCGUCACUUAUCGAUUGCAUUCUAAAGCCUAGGCCACAACACUUUAUUAAUUCAAAUGAAUUGAAACCAGAAGAAUUAAAAUCACAAUGGACGGUUACUCUGAACGCCAGUCAGAGGCUCGCCGUGCAGUCGUCGGUGUGUGCGGCGCUCGGCGACCGGCCCGGCAUACAGAUGGUGCAGGGGCCGCCCGGCACAGGAAAAACGAGUGUUAUAUGCGCUAUUGUUAUGACAUAUUUCUAUAACGCUGCCGGCAGAAAACAACAUAACAGGGGAAAGAUUUUAAUAUGUGCCACAAGCAAUGCUGCUGUCGAUGAAUUGGUCCUCAGAUUGUUACAUAUCAGGAAAGAUAUGCCUAAAGAGGAGCGUUUCCGCAUGGUGCGCGUGGGGCGCGCGGAGGCGAUGCACCCGCGCGCGCGUGACGUCAGCUCGCAGCAGCUGGCGCAGCGCGACGCACGCAGCCGCGAGAAACCUGCGGAGCCCGCCAUUGCUGAAGAGAUAUCGCACAUCCAGGCAAAGAUCAACAUGCUGCGGAGUCAGAUCGCGGACCAGGCGGAGCCGUCGCGCGUCGCCUACUGCGAGACGCGCAUCGCCAACCUCUGCAACAGAAUAGCACUCUUACACGGAGACGGUGGGGGCGGGGGCGGGGGCGAGUGCGGGGGCGCGGUGGUGCUGCAGCAGGCGGAGAGGCGCAUCAUCGAGGGCGCGGACAUUGUGCUAACAACGCUCUCCAGCGCACACAGCUAUAAGAUGAGGAGUAUAAAGGGGCGGAUCGCGCUGUGCAUAGUGGACGAGGCGGGGCAGGCCAUAGAGCCGGAGGCGCUGGUGCCGCUGACGCUGGACGUGACGCGCCUCACGCUCAUCGGCGACCCGCAGCAGCUGCCCGGCUUCAUCUGCUCGCAGCGAGCUAGAAAGCACGGCUUAGGCGAGAGUUUAUUCUCCCGUUUGUCGAACUGCACCGAGGACUGGGAGAACAACCCCGUGGUGCUGCUAGACGAGCAGUACCGCAUGCACCCCGAGAUCGCGGACUACCCCAAUAGAGCCUUCUACGGAGGGAAAAUCAGGACAAUGACCAACUCACAUGUGGACCUCGAUAUACCGCCAUAUUGUGUUGUUAAUAUACCCAGUGGGGAUAAGGGACAAGGUCCGUGCGGCGGCAACGAGAUGGAGGCGUGGGGCGUGUCGCGGCUGUGCGCGGCGCUGGCGGCGGCGCUGCGCGCGCGCGGCCUCAGCCUCGCCCUCAUCACGCCCUACGCCGCGCAGCGCGACCUCGUGCGCGCCGCCCUCGCCGCGCUGCAGCCCCAGAGCGCGCGGCAGGUGGAGGUGACGACGGUGGACAGCUUCCAGGGGCAGGAGCGCGACGUGGUGGUGGUGUCGCUGGCGCGCAGCCGCGGCCUGGGCUUCCUGGCGGACGCGGGCCGCAUCAACGUGAUGCUGACGCGCGCUAAGCACGCGCUGCUGCUCUGCCUCAACACGCAUGCCAUCAUGAGGAACGAUCAGUGGCGCACGCUAGUGGAGGACGCGCAGCGCCGCUCGCUGUACACGACGCUGCCGGCGCGCGUCUGCCAGCCCGCCGCCGCGCACCUCGCGCACGAACACAUACUCGCGCACAUCACGCAGUUAAAGAAACGAUAACUGCUCUACCUUAUCCUACCGUAUAUUUCCCCUACCUUAUCCUACCGGCCGGAGCAUCGGGUUUUCGUCCUCCAAAAUAACUCUUAUCAUCCGUCAUCUUGAUCAUGUCACCUUACACGCAAUCCAUCCAUCUCGUUCUACGUUAGUAGUAACAGCAAUAUAUUACUAUUUUUGAAAUAUCUUGCUCCCUCAAGGUCAAAUAUUGUGUUAGCAGACUCGUGCGAUGUUUACGUGAGAGGAAAAGUCAAUUUACUUUGAAUACAAAAACAAUGCUAACAAUAUUAACAGUCAAUACUCGUGUCAUGUUCUGAUCUGUCAUAAGUUUGAAUAUUACUAUACUAUAGCGUUUAAGGAACCAUAACUUUCCAUUCAGACUGGGGUGAACUUAGUAGAUUUUUAUCGCAAACAUAAUUGAACUUGAUUGAAAAGGAGAUGUAAAAUAAAAUUGAACCUUAUUGCAAUUUCAUAAAGUUCAAUUUUGUUUAAAAUAAAAAUCUGCUCUGCUCUACGUUCCGGUUAGUGUGAAUGGACUCAAAGUUGACAAUCAAAUAUUACUUGUAAGUAUGUGAUGAAAUAUAAACUAGUAGUUUUACUUUAUACUGGUGUAGAAUAACAUGAGAUCUAAGGCCAGUGACGUCAUAAGUUUAUAUUCAGUGUAAGACAAAAAAUAUGAACUAACCCAGCUUUUUUGAGCGCAAUUUACGAUUCUAAUGUUAUGCACAUUCAGUACAAAUAGUUAUAGGAAAGUGUAUAUCCGUGAUUACAUAAACGUGAAUUCCUUUUCAUUAUAAGGUUUAAAAUUAAAUUCGAUUAUUCGCUCUUCAAUGAGUUUAAUUUGUGCAUUUGUAAAUAUUAAUGUUUAUUCUAAGAAUAUUGAACUUCUGAGUAAUAAUUUUAAUGUUUUGUGUUUCUUUAAUUUAGAUAUAGAACUAAGUGUAAGAUUAUCAUUUUAUAACCUGCAGUAAUUAAAUCUAGCCCAGUAUCGAGUUCUACGGAAAAUUUCCAGUUAAAUGUACUGAUGACAUUUUGAUAAAUUCUUUAGUUAUCAGGUAUAUCAUGAGUUUAAAAUUGUAUGCAUUAAUUUUAUUAUAACCUCAUAAAAUUUUACUCGUAUUAACAUUUGUAUGCCUUAAUAUAAAAAUGCUAACGUAAGAACGCUUCAAUUGCCUUUACUUUGGCAAUUAAUGCCGCAUUUUUCCACAAUGUAGCGUGGGCUAGAUAUUUUAAUAUUUCUGGUCAGGCUAUAAUGUAGAAAUUAUUGACUUGUUUGUUAAUUUGUUUCUAAGAAUAAGACAAUUAUAGUAAGGCCAGUUUUAGAAUUAUACGCGCCUAACACUUACGUGUUUGUAAAAAAAUGUUGAUUA
Papilio polytes (common Mormon) is the source of this 5830-nucleotide messenger RNA. It is a transcript of the gene Setx, whose product is annotated as helicase sen1. Gene Ontology annotation, cellular component: nuclear body. Gene Ontology annotation, biological process: termination of RNA polymerase II transcription. NCBI's taxonomy places the organism in Eukaryota, Metazoa, Arthropoda, Insecta, Lepidoptera, Papilionidae. The transcript is spliced from 16 exons. Gene Ontology annotation, molecular function: transcription termination site sequence-specific DNA binding; helicase activity; protein binding. The coding region runs from base 210 to 4466 and encodes 1418 amino acids. The record is from RefSeq and is a predicted model, not a curated record.